Molecule: messenger RNA, 3532 nt
Organism: Apis florea (little honeybee)
Lineage: Eukaryota; Metazoa; Arthropoda; Insecta; Hymenoptera; Apidae
Gene: sky
Product: GTPase-activating protein skywalker
Source: RefSeq, a predicted model, not a curated record
GUCUUGAAAGAAUGCAAUACACGGACGUAUCGUGACCGUACAUACGAGGUCGAAUUGUUCUGUAGCGAUUCCGCUUGUACCGAUACUUCUAUGCUAACAAUUUCGAAUCUUCAUUUAUAGUAACGGGUACGCGUAUCAUUGAAAAACAACAAAAUCUAUACGGAAAUAUACGUGACAGUAAUGACAGUGCCAAUUAUACAGCCGUGGCUUCGCUACGUUUAGAAAAUCGCUAAAGCAUUAAAAUCGACAAGAAAAGUGCGUGUACGUGAGUGAAUAGAGUGCCUCAACCCUGAUCUCCGCGCCCUUCUGAAUCGUUGACAGUUACCGUGAUUUUCUUUAAACGAUAUUAUCGAUGACGUGCUGUGGAUCGAUCUACGAGGAUACAAAGGUGUUGCAUGCUGCGUGCUAGGGCAAAAAACAAGGGUUUUUAUUGUCAUAUUUUAACCAUCGAGGUGGGCUGCACCGACAAGACUGUGGACGUUCCUAGAUUGGCGAUGAAAAUAGAAACAUCACAGGACAUGACAUAAAUAUUAAUAUAAAACAUACGGGGAACGGCAUCAUGAAGAAUCUCGCGCCGUAGUCGCCGCUUGCAAUGUUAGUCACACAGACACCCUCCUCGACGGACAAUCUGCCGAAUAUGCUGCCGGUACUCGAGGAGGAGGCGGAUGUCGAUGUUGACGAUGCUUUCCCGCCACACGUUGACGCGACGAACAUCAUCAUACAACCGGAGUCGCCCACCAGCAAGAAGCAGGCGCUGAAGACCUUCAACGAGGUCAACGCGCUCCUCCAGGCCGGCAGGAAAAGGGAGGCUAAGUUGAUCAUAAGGGAAAAUGCGUGGCCAUUGAACAACGGGAUCAGGACGCAAUUGUGGCCAGCCCUUUGUCAGCAACACGCACAUGGGAAGAACAUGCUUGAUGGAUUCUAUUGGGACAUGGUCAAUCAAGUGUUUGGAACUACAGAACUGCCGGAAAAAUCAAUCAUGUUACCACCAUUCGUGGACAGUACUCAUUGCCUGUCGUACCACCUGACGAGAAAAGGCAGGUGCGUUGCGGACAGGGUUGUAUCUGUGCUGGGAUACGCUUGUCCCGAUAUUACCUACAGUCCUUCUCUUUAUCCCAUCACGGCUCUUCUUCUUCACUUUAUGCCAGAGGAGGAGUGUUAUCAUUGUAUGGCCAGUUUGGUUGCCGCUAAAGAUAAGAUGUUCAUCACACAAACGAAGCUCCUUUACGAAGUUACCUGGAAAACUGUGGAACAAAUUACGAAGAAGCAUGUGAAAUCGGCAGCGGUACAUUUAGCGAGGCACUGUUCUGGAUCAAGAGCAGAGAGAAUUUAUAUGGAUUGGAUGUGGUGGAUUCUACAACUUCUUCCUUUCCAACAUCUAGUCAGGGUUAUGGAUUGUUUUCUUCAUGAAGGCAUUAAGGUAUUCUAUCGAGUAGCAAUGGCAAUAGUUUUAUUAUUCUAUAAACAUUCAUCGUUGCAAAAUUCUGAAUGGAUGAACGAAAUUUCGAAAAAUGGAAUUGAUGCUGCACUUUCAAAAUUCUGCAGGCAAAUACCAGUAACGUCAGCUAAAUUUUUACGUACCGCAUUUGGAAUACGUGGACUCAGUUCAGCAUACAUAUCAAGAGUAUUUUUGCGCACAGAAAUGGCUCUAAAAAGUAAAAGUGUUUUAACGGGAUCCAGAUCAUUGGCAAGAUCACGAUCCACAGACAAUCUGCCGACGAGUCAGUCUCAAGUCAAUAUUCAGAUGAUGUCACACACGCUCACGAUACGAGAAGGUGCACACAGUCCUGGACCGCGUGCUCUGUCAAUGGGCGUUUAUCCCAUACAAAGCAUAUGCUCCCAGAUUCUAGACAUGCCUGAUUUAUUCACGUUAUGGUCUUGGUUGCCUAUGCGGAUCACUAUGUAUCAACCAAUUCUAUUGUAUACAACAGAAGAGCAUGGUUGUUCUUUGACAACAUUUUAUGUAAGAGUAGAGCAACAUGAACCAACCUUAUUGAUGAUAAAAACAUGCAAUAAUGAAGUAUUUGGUGCGUAUUGUUCCACGAGAUGGUGUGAACGUAAUAUGAAAAAUGAUAAAGGACAAAGACAAGCUUAUUUUGGAACGGGUGAAACUUUCUUAUUUAGUUUAUAUCCUGAACGAGCAAAAUAUCCUUGGGUGGGUAUGGAUUCUUCGCACAAUGAUCCUAAAGUUCAUCAUUCAGCUGAAUUAUUUAUGGCAGCAGAUUCCAAAAUGAUAACAAUUGGCGGAGGAGAUGGUCAAGCAAUAUGGAUGGAUGAAAAUAUAAGAUUCGGAAAAACAGAUCGGUGCUCUACAUUUAAUAAUCCACCUCUCUGUGCCAGCGGCGAUUUUGAGAUUAGGGUACUAGAAGUGUAUGGAUUUGCCGGUGCUUGAACAGAAGACAGAACUUGGCACUACAACGUAUCAGCAUACUUGAUUCCCUACUGCCAUUUAACGACUCUCUUCUAUAUAUAUAUAUAGAAUUGAAGAAUAUUAUGUACAAGUUUCAUAUAUGCGCAAAAUUACCGUGUUUUUCCAGUCGCGGUAUUUAUGAUGCAUCUUCAGUCGUUUGCGGAGUACUAGUAUUAUUAUAUAUGCAUGUUUCGUUGUUGAGGCGCUAUAAGAGGUUCUGUACCGAUUGAGAUUAUAUAGAUUUAUCUCCUUCGUUCUAUUACGCUUGUUCGAUUAUUUGUCUCGACAUUUGCAGACAAUUCCUACGUUCAUUGUGUCGUGAGUUUAUUCUCAAAUAGAGAAUAAUAUGACACAAAAUGGUUGCUAAUGCAUAGAUUAUAGCCUGCGACGUAAUGAACAUCGACAAUAAUCAACGUUGAGUCAUCUUUUGUUAUGUUAGAAAUCUAAUAUCUAAUAUGUAUAUAUGUAAGAAAUGAUUGGUUAUUUACAUGAAUACUUAAUAUUCAUUGGACCAGAUGCUAUCAUUAUAUAUAUUUAUAUAUUUGUGUAUAUACGUACAUAUACCUAUAUAUACUGCAAAUUAAUUUCAUCGAAUCUAUUGUUAAUCUUCUAAUUUGACAGUAAUGCUCGUACACGUAUGUGUUAUGCCUUGCAAUGUUUAUUUACUUUAGUAUUGUUAUGGCUUGCUAAAUCAGUUGUUGAAUGUAUGUAAGUGCAAACAAACGGAAGGAAAGAGUAUUGUUUAUACGUUAUAUAUUGUGUCUGUCAUGCGUUAUCGUAUACGUGUAUAUACGUGUACACUGUAUACAUAUGUAUAUGUUAGUCUCUUAAUUUUUGUAAAUAUUAUAAAUAGUGCCCCUUGCGCAAAUAAGUAUGUGGAACAGAAUUCAUAUACGUAAAAUUAGUCGAUUCAUUCUACAUUAAUAUAAACACGUAUAUAAUGAAAAUUUUACGUGAAAUUACGCAUUUAUAUUAAUGUGAAGUAAAUUAACUAAUUUGUACAUUAACAAAUAUUGAUUAAGCAUAGAAAGAAAAGAAACGAAGAAAUAUUGAUGGCAGGGGGCGAAUGGUACUUUGAACAACGAUAAUUUUUAAUUUCUAGAAAUGAUUACAUUAAAAAAA